GCCAAACCUCAUCUCCAAGGUCCAGAGCUACUAUAUUUCCACUCAAGCGAACUUGCAGUGUAAUUGAUGCUUCACGAGCAGAGUAUUUUGUGAGGGAAGAUCCUCUGGGCCAGAAAAUUUUAUGUAAUAGCAUACACACUUCAACCAAAAUGCAACAAUCUGUUCUCAAGCAAAGUGGCUCAGGAUUGACCCAGAUACGAAAGGAAGAAGAAUGGGCAGGCAAAGGGGUGCUUUUCAUGAAUGAUGAUAAAGUGUCUGAGCUACCACCAUCUCCAAAUUGCCCUUCACUGAUUGUGUUGUAUUUGCAAGGGAAUUAUGAGCUGACAGCUAUUCCUCCCUUAUUCUUCCAGCGCAUGGCCUUUCUCCAAGUAUUAGAUUUGUCCCACACUAGCAUCAAAUGUUUGCCAAAGUCUCUUCCCAAGUUGGUUGCACUUAAAAAACUCUUGUUACGGCGUUGUCAACUCUUCAUGGAGCUAUCACCUCAGGUUGCGAAACUCAGUAAUCUUGAGGAGCUUGAUCUUGAUGAAACUCAGAUCAUGGAUCUGCCUAAAGAAACUGGAAAGCUACUCAAGUUAAGACGUUUGAGAGUAUCAUUUUAUCAAAUCUGUGGCAAAAAGAAGUCGAAAUAUUCAAACGUUGUGAUUCACCCUGAGACAAUAUCAAAUCUCUCCCAACUUACUGAAUUAAGCAUUGAUGUGAACCCGACAGACAAGAGAUGGGAUGAUUCUGUGGGAGCAGUUGUGAAGGAAGUAUGCAACUCAGAAACAUUGACGACUCUUAGCUUGUACCUGCCGAAAUUCCAACUUUUAGAUAGUAUAUCAUCGUUAUAUCCUUCAUUGUCAGGCUUUAGAUUUAUUGUUGGCCAUCAUAAAAGGAGGAUCAUAUCUCGUGUACCUCAUGAAGUUGAAGCAGAAUACAGAAACUGGGACAAAUGCUUGAAGUUUGUGAAUGGUGAAAACAUCCCAAUUGAAAUAAAAGGGGUUCUAAAAUAUUCUACUUCAUUUUUCUUGGACCACCAUGGAACCGCUAUGAAUCUAUCUGAAUUUGGGACUGAGAAUAUGAAGAGGCUAAAAUUUUGCUUGUUGGUAGACUGUAAUAAGAUGGAAACCAUUAUUGAUGGCGAAAGGCAUUAUGAAGGAAAUGAAGAUGAUCCAUCGGAAUCUGACCCAAGUCCUGUGGAAAAUGUGCUUGAGUCGCUGGAAUAUUUGAACAUUUAUUACAUGGAGAAUUUAGGGAGUAUCUGGAGAGGACCAAAUUGCUAUGGAUGUAUGUCUAAGCUAAAAUUCCUAGCACUGCAUACAUGCCCCCUGCUGAUUAAUAUUUUCUCUCAUACUUUGCUUGGAAAUUUUGUCAACUUGGAAGAGUUUAUUCUUGAGGACUGCCCUCUAGUCACCAGCCUGGUAAGCCAUGCAUCUGUUAAGCCAAUGAUGUCAGAUAAAUUUCUCCCAAGUUUGAAAAGAUUGCUGCUUCUUUACCUUCCUGAACUGGUCAGCAUUUCUAACGGACUACUAAUUGCACCAAAAUUAGAAACCAUAGGCUUUUAUAAUUGUCCAAAGCUUAAAAGCAUAUCAAAAAUGGAAUUGUCAAGCAAAACUUUGAAGAUAAUCAAAGCAGAACUUCAGUGGUGGGAAGAUAUGAAGUGGAAUGAAGCAGAGUGGGGAAACCGGCCAGAUUAUCUAAUGCGUAUCUUUUCCCCUAUCGACAAAGAGAAAGAUGUGAUGACCCAAUUGGCAGAAGAUAGAGAUCUAUUUGAAGUCACAAUGCAAAAUGAAGGCCAACAACUAGGCAAUUGCGGUUCAUCACCGUCAGAUUACACGGAGGAGAGAAUAACUGAAACAGAUGUGACAAAGUCAACUUCUUCGGUAUGCAUGCUUCCAUCCACUCCAUGGACCGAGGCACCAAAACAAGCAUGGAACUUUUCAUCAGAUGAGAACAAGAGGGUAGAAGAUGAUUAUUUGGACCUGGCUUCAGAAACCAGUGAAGUAGACGAUGAUGAAGAUGAACCUAAGGCCAAAAGAUGGAACUGUACUGAGAAUGAAAACAAGGGUGUCAUAGGUUUUGCAAGCGAAAUCGCGAGAAGGGAUAGAACUGAAUUUCGAAUAAAAAGCAACGUUGAUAAAGUUGAUGAUGGUUAUAAAUGGAGGAAUUAUGGGACGAAGACAAUCAAGGGAAAUCCCCACCGAAGCAACCACUACAAAUGUUCGACAUCGGGUUGUCCAAUGAGGAAAAGGGUCGUCCGAGACUCCCAAGAUACGAGCUUUUUGGUCGUCACCUACGAAGGGAUACAUAACCAUGAGGGCCCUUCUGUCAAGGUGUUGAAUAACGUGGAAGAUGCAGCUGAGGCAGCUAAGACUAUCAGCCCUACAAAAGGUUACGCAGAUGCAUUGGAAGCAUCAAUACAAGAUAAAGGUCUACAUCCUGGUAUUCCUGAAGCUUCAGGACCAGAUGAAUCCCAACAAUCAGCGGUUACGAUGGCGGAGAAUUCAGACAAUCCAUCGGCAAGGACUUUGAAACAGCCGCGUUCAGUGUGGACGGUGGAACUUCACAGGAGAUUCGUUGAUGUGGUUGACCAUUUGGGGAUCCAAAAUGCGGUUCCCAAAAGGAUCAUGCAGUUAAUGAAUGUCGAAGGCUUGACCCGCGAAAACGUUGCCAGUCAUUUGCAAAAAUAUCGGCUUUACCUUAGAAGAAUGCGAGGGUUAAGCAACGAAGGCCCAUCGUCUUGGAUCAGCUGGUUUGCACCAGUGCUGGUGCAGCGGAGUCUUCAUGAGAGUGGAAGCGGAGGUGGCGAAGGAAGUGGCGUUGGUGGUGGUAGUGCGAAUGGGAAUGGCAUAUGGGGAUGGCUAUACCAAUGCCUAAUGGGGCACUGAUGAUGUCGGUGCCCAUGCCAAUGUAUGGAAACAACCAGCAAGGUACAAGCAUCGGUCGGGAAGAGAAUAAUUCCGCUGACGUCUGUCACUUGUCCCAACCAAGCCCCUCUACUAUUUCAACAACGAUGUCUCAACUUUCAGCAAACACACUUCCAACUGCGCGAUUACAAGCGCAGAGUUUUGAAGAAGUUGCCAAACAGAGUCAAAGCAAGGGUAAUUUACAAGCAAAUUAUGGCAAUUACUGCAAACAAUACUCUCAUUUAGUUAAGAGCAGAAAAUCAGAUGAUGCAUAUACUUGGAGGUGUUAUGGGAUAGGAAAUAGAAGACGGAGUUUUUACAAGUGUGCACACCCCGGUUGCCCAGCUACGAAGUCAGUUGAUAGGUCAUUAGAUGGACAGAUAAUCGAGAUUAUUCAUAAAGCUCGGCAUAACCAUCCUGAGUCACAGCUUACCAGAACUUCAUCAUUAUCUGCCUUUUCUCAAAUAAUUCGGGCUUCCAAUCAUCUUACCAUCAAAAUCCCAGAACAGUCCUAUGUCACGUAUGAGGGGGUACCAAUGGAUCCCGAAGCAGCAUCAGUUGUUUUAUUGAGAUCAGUACUGGAUAAAGAGGUUGGUCAUUCUUUUGUUAGACGUGAAUCCUUGGAGAAGCUCUUACAACGGCGAAAAGAACGGACAGUUAAAACAAAUUCCAGCAACAUAUAUAAAGUUGCACAUAAGACUCACAAAGAGUACUGGUCAUAAAUUUGGAUGUCUGUACUUUUGCAUGAUCUAACUAAGAUCUCAAUAUUUUCAGGAAACGUUCAAAAACAAGUGUUCUCAGAUUCUCAACUGAAACCACCAAUUUCAGGGAGAUGGUACAAAGAUACACUGAAGUGCCUAAAACCACCGAUUUCAGGGAGAUGGUACCAAGAUACACUGAAGUGCCUAAAACCACCAAUUUCAGGGAGAUGGUACCAAGAUAUACUGGAGUGCCUACGAAGGAAGUACAGGAAAAGAGAAGAAUGGCCGAAUUACCCCGUGUUGGCUCUCUCGAUUUAGCUUGAUUCUAGCCAUUGAUGGGAUUCUCCAACUUAAUUCUAUGUUUGAUAUCAUAGAAAUACAGCCAUCUUGUCUUUCAACGUGGUUUUAGGGUUCUUGAAUUCGAGUUCUGAAAAACACGCUUCUGCUGAGCCCAUUAAUCAUUCAUCCAGCUUUCACGGGGAGAGACAAGUUAGAACUUAAAAAUAAUGGUUGGGUAUUUUUCUACCAGCUUAAACUUUUGAAAUACUUGGUAAUCCAAUGCAACUUGGUUUUAAUUCGAGCAUCA
This is a messenger RNA of Theobroma umbraticum, 4172 nucleotides long. RefSeq lists its product as uncharacterized. Lineage: Eukaryota; Viridiplantae; Streptophyta; Magnoliopsida; Malvales; Malvaceae. Gene Ontology annotation, molecular function: sequence-specific DNA binding; DNA-binding transcription factor activity. Gene Ontology annotation, biological process: regulation of DNA-templated transcription. Gene Ontology annotation, cellular component: nucleus. The record is from RefSeq and is a predicted model, not a curated record.